Petromyzon marinus (sea lamprey) is the source of this 2227-nucleotide messenger RNA. Its product is annotated as sodium-dependent lysophosphatidylcholine symporter 1-B-like. Gene Ontology annotation, cellular component: plasma membrane. Gene Ontology annotation, molecular function: symporter activity. Gene Ontology annotation, biological process: carbohydrate transport. The record is from RefSeq and is a predicted model, not a curated record. Lineage: Eukaryota; Metazoa; Chordata; Hyperoartia; Petromyzontiformes; Petromyzontidae.
UUGGGGGUGGGGGGUGGUAAAGUAUUGAGCUCCUCCGCGAUGCGACUCCUCCCGCGCCUCCGCAAUCGACGACUGCCAUCGGAGAGCUGUCACCGCGCCUCGCUGGCGACGUGAGAUGAGGCGGUCUCCUCGCCAUUCAUCCUCCUCCUCCUCAACCUCGUCUCCUGCAGCAGCAGCAGCUGCUGCCGCGUGAUCUCCCAGGACGACUCCGGGGCCCCCUGACGCCACCGUGGCGGCUCCCGCGGGCCACGCGACGGGGACUGCGGGAGAGCCAGGGUGGGCAGCGGGAGGCGACAUGCAGCAGCAGCAGCUACAGCAGCAGCAGCUGCAGCAGCAGCUGCAGCAGCAGCAGCAGAACGGCGGGGACGCGAGGCUGCGCGGAGCCGCGCUCAGACACCCCACGCAGCAGGUUCAGCGGCUAUCGCGGUGCACGAAGCUGUGCUUCGCCGUGGGGGGCGCCCCCUACCAGAUCACCGAGAAUGUCGUCGGCUUCUACCUCACCAUCUUCCUGCUCGACGUUGUCAAGAUGCAUGCUCACCACGUGUCGCUCAUCCUGUUUGUGGGACGGGCGUGGGACGCGUGCACUGACCCUGCCGUGGGCCUUCUCCUUGGCCGGAGCCCUCGAACUCGCAUCGGCCGCUUCAUGCCAUGGAUCGUCUGCUCCACGCCGUUCGCAGUAAUUUUCUACUUCCUGCUGUGGUACGUUCCCAACUUCCACAUGGAAACGUCCUCCAAGGUGUGGUGGUACCUGGUCUCCUACUGCCUCUUCAAGACGUUCCUCAACACGCUGCACGUGCCGUACGCGGCCAUGACCAUGUUCCUGAGCCGCGACUCCAAAGAAAGAGACUCAGCCACCGCGCACAGGAUGACGCUGGAGCUCGUGGGCAUUCUCGUGGGGGCCCUGGUGCAAGGCCUCAUCCUGCAGGCGUACGGCCUGCAGGGUGGCACGAGGGGCAUCAUCGAGAGCAACGGAACGUGCACGUCGCCGCACGCCGCCAACGCCUCCAACUCCUCCUUCAACGACAUGGCCUCCCUGGUGGAAGCCUACAAGACGGCGGCCGUGGUGAUCGGCAGCAUCUACCUGGCGUGCAUCAUCGUCCUCUUCCUGGGAGUGCGCGAGAUCAAGGACUCGCCCAACCUCAACCGUCGGCCCAGCAGCCUGUCGCUGCACCGCCGCAUGCGCCGCAUCUUCACCUACAGGCCCUACCUGCUGCUCAUGGGCUGCUACGUGAGCACCUCCAUCGCGCUGCAGCUGGUGCAGGGGAACCUGGCGUUGUUCUUCGAGCACGUGCUGUGCAUGAAGGGGAAGUUCCAGAUAAUGGUCAUCACCGUGCUGGUGUCUGCCGUGCUCUUCCUGCCCGUCAGCCAGUGGAUGCUCAAGAGGAUUCAGAAGAAGAACAUGAUCAUCUUCGGAAUGCUGUGGUGGAUACCGUUCCUCAUCACCAUCGUACUGGCACCGAGCAGCGACCCGCUGGCGUUCGUGGUGUGUGCCGCGUCGGGCAUCACGGUGGCCACCGCGUCGUUCCUGCCCUGGUCCAUGCUGCCGGACACCAUCACGGACUUCCGGCAGCGCCACGGAGACUACCCGGGCCAGGAGGCGCUCUUCUACUCCUUCUUCGUGUUCUUCAACAAGUUCGCAGUGGGGGCCACCCUGGGCAUCUCCAACCUCUGCCUUAGCUUCGCUGGGUACGUGCCACGGGGAGUGGAGCAGCCCAAGAAUGUGAUGCUCACACUUCAAGUUCUCAUGGCUCCGGCUCCCAUCAUCCUCAGCUUUGUGGGCAUCGCGGUGCUGUACCCGUACAGACUGGGCCACCGCCCGCCGCAGAGCCAGGGAGCAGCGUGAGGAGGAGGUGUUGAUCCCUGGCCUGCUCGUACCUCGUUUACCGCAGAUUUACUAUUUCUACCAGAAGAGCAAGCUUUUGUACAUACACCAAUACAUUAUUUUGAUUUACAUAUUUUUUAAGAACAGUGUUAAGAUUAAGAAAACUAUAAUUCUUUCUGUCCAUAUCUUUAAAACAAAUUUAAUUAUUUACUCUUAAAUUAUGGAAUGUAUGUUUAAAAAAAAUCUAAACAGUAUUUUUAAGAUUACUAUUUUGUUGGGUGUUACAUGUUUUAUAUUUUCAACAGUUUUUUUGUUUGUUACUGGUGCCAUUAUGCUCAGAAGACUUUUCACUCUGGUAUUUUUCAUGGAAUGUGUCCUUAAAAAGAAAUAAAUACAUCUUGUUAA